Pyrenophora tritici-repentis Pt-1C-BFP is the source of this 2004-nucleotide messenger RNA. RefSeq names its product HOOK multi-domain protein. The record is from RefSeq and is a predicted model, not a curated record. Lineage: Eukaryota; Fungi; Ascomycota; Dothideomycetes; Pleosporales; Pleosporaceae.
AUGACGGACACUUUUGAAACCACUCCUGACAUUACGCCUGAGAAACUUACCAUCAUGAAGCUCAAGGCGAGUGGGUUGGGUGGAAUCGACCGUGAUGUGUUUUCCGAACCAUCCUCCCCCACACGGAACCGGUCAUUCUCUUUUGGAUCCCAAGCCGGCGGUGUCUCUCAUGCACAUGGUUCCUCUCACAACUCAUCACUUGGUCGCCGGUCGACCCGUCAGACCAGCUCACUGUCACGUCGCUCGAGUUCAUUCCUGCAAUCGCACCGCAACACAAUGUCUAUGGAGCUCACAUCACAAGCUGAGGGCAAGCUGUUUGCUUUUGUCGACACAAUGUCUUCUGCAGCACGUGAAGCUGCUUCACUGAAGGAGUCAUGGGCUCGCAUGAUGGCCGAGCGCGACAGUCUUCUUCGCGAGAGAGACGAGCUAUUGGUCACUGUUGAGGAAGUGACUGAGGAGUUUCAGCGCAAGGAUGCUGAGCACUCUCACCAUGGCCACGAGCAUGGCGAGCGGAAGAGGCAAGUAGAGAAGCUCAUUCUUGAGCUCACUACCGCCAUGACCGCGGUUGCCGAGCACAAGAAGAAGCUUGCUGAUCGCGACCGCGACUUGCAAAGCGUUCGUCAUGAGCUUCAUGAGCUCCACACCUCAGUAUCCCUGACGCAUACCGACCGCGAAAGGACGAAGACUGAGUUGGAGGCAACAUUCGCCAGGUUGAAGAUGUGCGAGGACGAGCGCGAUUCCGCUCGCCUGGACGCAGACAGACACCAUACCGAGCUCCGAAACUUGCUUCGCGAGCACACUGAACUCAAGAGCAAGUACACAGAGACUUCGUCAAAGUUUGAGUCUACUCGCAAAGAAGUUCUCACUCUUAGCGAUCGCAUCAAGGUCUUUGAGAUUGAGAGGGAUGAGCACCUUCAUGAGAAGGAUCGUCUACAUGACGAACUCAAGCGUCUGAGGUCCAGGGCUGAUGAGACGUCGCGGGAGUUCACUGAGCUUACCGAGCGCCACGACCGUGUGCAACGGGAGCUUCACAAGCUCAAGGAGACUGUCCGCAUCGUCGAGACCGAGCGCGAUGAUUUCUCCAUUACUAUUGAGAACCUUCGCCGCGAAGUCAAGGCCAAGGCCACUGGAUGGGAAGAGGCUGAUGCUCGCUGCGACGAUCUGACCCUCAAGCACGACCACAUCAAGCGCGAGGUUGUUUCCCUCAAGGACAAGCUCCGCGACGUGGAGAUGGAGCGCACUGAGCUCCGAGAGUCCAUGGACCGAUCCCGCGAAGACCACCGCCUAAUCGUCAUCGAGCGCGACCAAAUCAAGCAAGAUCUCCACGACGAGCAGCGUAAGGUCGAAGAUGGCCACCGUCGCAUCAACGUCCUUGAGGAAUCUCUCCGCCGCUCCGAGCUCACCAUCACGGAGAUCAAGACAGAAAUCGUCACCCUCACUGAGCGCAACAAGGUGCUCCACCGCGAAGGCGACGAUUCCCGUGGCAAGCACGGCCACCUAACCGCCGAAAUCGCCUCUUUGAUGGAGAAGCUCGCCCUUUUCGAAGCCGAAAUCAGCAACCUAAAGUACGCCCGCGACCGCGCGCAUUCCGACCUCAACGCCUGGAAGCACAAAUACGAGGAGAUAACCGAAACAAUUACAACCUACGAGGACUCCUCUGCGGAGUUCGAAUUCGAAAUCACCUCCCUACGCACCCUUCUCAACGAAGCCCGCGAGCAAAAGGAACGCGCCAUCUCGGCCCGCUACGCCGCCGACCGCGAGCGCGACGAGUACAUAGCCAAGUACGAGGAGAAGUGCCGUGAAAUGGAGCGGUUUGAGGAAAAUGCGAGUUCGGUUUAUCAUGCUAGUGCCGCGGCGUCUGGGGGUGGCGGGGGAGCGCGCAAGAGUCAUAUAUCGAGGAUCGUGUCCUCGACGGGGACUACAGUGCACAAUGAGAGCGCAGGCAAUGGACACAGCCACGGACAUGAGCACCACGAGGGGAAUUCUAUGUUCGUGUCAGUGUGA